UAGCUCCUAGAGAUCUUCGCAGUGAAAGUAUUACAAACACCACCAUAAACAUGAAGUGGGAUGCUCCUCUUCCAAAAAAAGGAGAGAUCUGUAACUACACCCUGCAGUGGAAAGAGGCGAACACCAAAGGUAUAGAAGCACGAAAUGAAACUACAAAUGAAACUUCGCUUGAGAUAAAAGAUCUGAAACCCUACACUAAUUAUUCCUUUAAAGUUCGAGCUGCAACAUCUGUUGGAGAAGGACCUUGGACUGAGUCAGUUUAUAUCAAGACUAAAGAAGGAGUUCCAUCAGCACCACAGAACUUACGAGUUUCCGAUGUAACAAAUACGAGCAUACAUAUCGAAUGGGAUGAGCCUCAGCCCUCUGUAGGAGACAUUCUGAAUUAUACGGUGGAAUGGACCAACUUCGAAAUAAGUAUAACCAGCCUAGGUAAUGCAUCAGGGUCUCCAUAUGAUAUAAAACAUUUAGUGCCUUAUUCAAAGUAUAGUGUACGAGUUCAAGCGGUGACUAAAGCAGGUCCCGGAAAUUGGUCUGAAAGUAAAACAUUUUGUACAGCAGAAGGGGUGCCUUCAGCACCACGGAAUUUAAAAAUUUCCAAUGUAACAAAUACAAGCACACAUAUCGAAUGGGAUGAGCCUCAGUCUUCUGUAGGAGACAUUCUGAGUUACACGGUGGAAUGGACCAAUGUCGAAAAUGGUAACAGCAGCCGAGAUAAUGCAUCAGAGUCUCCCUAUCACAUAAAACAGUUAGUGCCUUAUUCAAACUAUAGUGUACGAGUUCAAGCUGUGACUAAAGCAGGUCCUGGAAAUUGGUCUGAAGUUCAAACAUUUCGCACAGCAGAAGGGGUUCCACUUCUUCCAUCCAAACCUGAGGUGGUAAAUGUCACCGACUCUACUUUAAUUAUAAAAUGGUCCGAACCUCUGCCAUUCAGGGGCCGUGUUCUUGAUUAUACUGUUGAAACGAUCAACAAGAAUACAUCAGAAGAAAAGCAAUACACCACGGAAAAUAUGAAUUUAGUAAUUCAGGAGUUGAAUGCUUAUACAGAUUACUCAAUCCGCGUUCGUGGACGAACUGCAGCCGGUAAUGGAAGAUGGUCCGAAGAGCUUUUAAUUCGCACCAAAAGUGGAAUCCCAUCGACUCCACUGAAUCCAAAAGCAAAAGACUGUACUAAUACUAGUGUUCUGAUCCAAUGGGAGGAGCCUAAGCCUUUUAAAGGACCAAUCCUUAGUUAUACAGUAAAGUGGACAAACUUGACUGGCAAAUCAUUAGAUCACCGAGUUCAAGAAGGCACAGAAUUUAAUAUCACAGAUUUACAGCCAUUUCAUAAUUACACCAUCCAGGUCCGCGCAACAACAGACGCAGGUGAUGGUGAAUGGUCUCAGGAACUGAACGUUCGGACUAAAAUUGGAGUUCCAUUGAAACCUCUCAACGUUCGAGACAAGCACGUUAAAAACAUCAGUAUAGAAAUUCAGUGGGACGAACCAACUCCUAAUAGAGGACCUAUAGACAACUAUACUGUAAUGUGGAUGAAAGAGAACACUAAAGAAUCAAAGACUAGAAUAGCAGAGCCUCAAUCAAAUACUGGAUUCAUCAUUGACGACUUACAGCCUUUCACAAAUUACAUUAUUCGAGUACGUGCGACGACUGAAGCUGGAGACGGACCAUGGUCUUCUGAACAUCAUACUCAGACUGGAAUUGGAGUUCCAUGGCCACCUCAGAAUGUCAGAAGCAAAGAAAAAACCAACUGUACUAUCCAUCUUGUUUGGGAAGAGCCUCAACCCACGACAGGCCCCAUUCUUUCUUAUACUUUAAAAUGGACCAAUGUAAAUUCAACAAUUUCUAAUAUAACAGAUAUGAAUGGAAAUAUUACUUCUUACGUAAUCAAAGAAUUGGAACCUUUUACUGAUUAUAAUAUUCAAGCACUUGCAAGAACAGAAGCAGGUGAAGGAAAAUGGUCUGAAAAAGUUGUUAUUAGGACUGAAAUUGGAAUUCCCACUAUGCCUCGAGAUGUCAAACUUUCUGUCGUGACAAAUACUACCAUCGAGUUAGAAUGGAAUAUUCCUAGCCCUUCCAAUGGACCGAUAGAACUUUACAUCGUGCAAUCGACCAAUCUGAAGUCAAACAACAGUGCAGAAAUUACUACUAAAGAUCUGUUUUACAAAAUCGACAAUUUAAGUCCUUACACGGAAUAUUCUAUUCAGAUUUGCGCAAGGACAGCAGCUGGAGAAGGACCGUGGUCUGAGCAGCUUAUCACACAAACAAAAAUUGGAAUUGCUAGUCCUCCACGAAAUGUAUCUGCCUUAGAAACAACUGCAUUUGAUAUUAAGGUAUCCUGGGACAUACCUGAGUAUCCUAACAGUCCUGUUAGCGAUCUCAAAUAUUUGGUAUCAUGGAAUGCAGCAGGCAAAGAAACUAUCAGAAGUGAGGUAGAAAAACCGCCAUUUCAUGCUGUUAAUUUAACUGCAUAUACUGAAUACACCUUCUUUAUCUUUGCGCAGACCGAAGUUGAUUUGAGUCUUUCAUCUGAUCCUCUGACAGUCCGGACGGCUAUUGCAGAACCAAGCGUCCCACAAAAUUUAUCUGUGGUUACCGUGACAAGUACUACAAUACUGAUUGAAUGGUCCAUUCCUGAAUAUCCAAAUGGACCUGAGCUCAUCUAUGAUUUGCAAUGGCGGAAAGAAGAAGAUGACCAUGUUAGGAAUGGAAAUAUUAAUACGAAGGACACUCAUUACGAAUUGAAGGAAUUAGAACCGUACACCAGUUACUCAGUACAAUUGAGAGCAAGAACAUCAGUAGGAUAUGGGCCUUUUACAAAAUCGCUGCUCAUUUCCACGGCAAUUGCAAUUCCGGAACCAGCUGAGAUAGAGGCUUUUACCAGAACUUCAAGAACUAUUCUCGUGAAAUGGAAUAAAACGGGGCCGUAUCCUGGACCAGUAAGCUAUUUUCUCGAUGUGUGCCAAAUGCCGACUCAGUGCAGCUCGAAAAGCGAAACAUUUACAGUAAGAACUCUCAAAGAUAAUGAAGAUAGUGAAAGCUGGAAGUCACAAAGCGAUAAACUUGUGGAAGAUUUAAUACCAUAUACUUCAUAUUUUUUCCGUAUAAAGUUGGAAACUGAGGCAGGAAGUAAAACAAGUGAAUCCAGCAAUGUAAUUAAGACACCAGCUGAUGUCCCAGAUGCUCCUCAAAACGUAAACGCCAAAUGCGACCAACAGCCAACUGAAGCCGAAGUGAGUUGGUCACCUCCGAAAUAUCCCAAUGGACUCAUAGUCAAGUACAGAAUAGAAUAUGGUCUGGAGAAUUCAUAUAAAAUGAACGCAUACCUAGCCGUAACUGAUCCAUGCAAAGAUCAAAAGAUUGUUCUUCAAAAUCUGAGACCGGAGCGCAAUUAUAGAAUAACCGUACGAGCCCGGGCACAAGAUGUGGAUUCUGACGGACAGCCGGCUACUUUCAAACCAUGCAUCCUACCAGCAGGAAUUCCACCUCUUGGCAAUACUAGUAAAAUACUAGUAAAGGAAUCUGGCCCUCGUCGCUUGAUGAUCGAGUGGAGCAGGGACGCUUUCUCAGAUUACAUGGGAACUUUGGUUCGCUAUGCCGUACUCGUUGGUUUAAAGGAUGCAUUAGGAAAUGCGACAAGUGGUAAAACAUCCGAGAAUCUCCCGAACUGGUCGAAAUUCAUUGCAGGGGAGAGCAACUGUUACCAAGCCACGCCACCUGAAUGGAAUCCUUUCGACAAAAGUCAAAAUGACUCUCUCGAAUGUAAGCCUAGCACAGACGGAAGUAUCCUGAAAUGCACCAUAGGGCUCGAGAAUAAUUGUCCAAAUAACGAAACAUAUUGCAAUGGACCGCUUCGACCAGCGACCGAAUACGAGAUGAAGCUGAGAGCAUUUACUCGUGGAGGAUAUGCUGAAUCGCAACCUCUCCUCGCUCGAACAGCACCUGCCGCAUCUUCAUCGUACCUAGGAGCCCUGGUGGCAGGACUAACGUUACUGCUUAUAGUUGUCUUCCUUCUCAUGGGUCUUAUAGUUUUACAAAGGAAAGGAAAACUAGAACCACUAAGACAAGUUAUUAGAUCAAGGUUCGGACACGUUGCUCCAUCAGCACCCCCAGUUCCUGAGCCUCCUCAACAAAUUGAAAUAUAUCAAACGAGAGGGCCUUUGGACGUACACAAUUUUUCGGAGCACGUGAGGAUUAUGAUGUCGGAUUCGCAUCUCAGGUUUUCUCAGGAAUUUGAAGCCUUGAAACGUUCUAGUCCACAGUUCCCGUGUGCAACGGCAGAGAUGGAAGAAAAUCGAGGCAAGAACCGAUGGAUGAACAUCUAUCCCUAUGAUCACUCGAGAGUGAAAUUGUUACCAUUAGGCGAUGAACCUGGAUCUGAUUUUGUCAACGCUAAUUACAUACCCGGUAAUUCCUCUCUUCGCGAAUAUAUUGCUAGUCAGGGACCUCUGCCGAAUACUGUGGAUGAUUUCUGGAGGAUGGUAUGGGAGCAAUCUGUGACUGUCAUCGUUAUGCUUACUCAGUGCGUGGAGAGAGGGAAGAGUAAGUGCGAGCAAUAUUGGCCAGCACCGGUGGAGAUGAAAUACUACGGCGAUUUGCAAGUACGGACGCUUUCCGAAUCCAUGCUGUCCAGUUACGUCAUACGGGUGUUCCAUGUGCAGCUGGGUCCUCGAGAGCUGCGAGUGAAACAGAUGCACUUCACGCGCUGGCCGGAUUUCGGUUGUCCAGAAAGCCCAGAUGACCUCAUUAAUUUCGUUAGGGCAGUGCGUGAUCACCUUCCAAGAGUCCGACCUGGACCCAUACUCGUUCACUGUAGUGCCGGUGUUGGGAGAACAGGUACAUUCAUCGCUGUUGAUAGACUCUCUCAACAGCUAAUGCGCAGUGAUGUUAUCGAUGUGUAUGGGACAGUGUUAGAUUUGAGGCAGUAUCGAACUAACAUGGUACAAACAGAGGACCAAUACAUCUACAUUCAUUUAUGUGUAAAUCAGCUAAUUCGGGAAAGAGCUACAGCAGAUGAAGAUGAAUAUGAGGAGGCAAUCUACUCAAAUGUUGGUGCUAUGAAAGAUACAGGAGUCUAGAAAUACAACAACUGCCAAAACGAACUGCCAUCAUCCCACCUGGAAACAGUAUUAAUGAAGCAGUAGUAUUUCCCUUUCCUUCUGAAUGCAGGUGAAAAGUAUCAGCCAGUAGUUUCAAUCACAACAGGUGGAGAAAGGGAAGUGCAUCACUUGCGAUGACAAGUGUACUGCAUAAGUGCAAUAUUUUCAGAAUUGUACAUAUUAUUAAAAUUCCAUUGUACAGAAUGCUAAAUAUCAACCAUUCCGAAUUUUUCUCAUCUGAAUACUGAAGUAGAGAUCUGUGAUCACCGAGUGAUUCCAAGAACAAAAGGGACUUGUGAUAUGGAAAAUAUGUGCAAACACUAAACAGUGAUUAUGUUAUGUGUCCAAAUAUUUGUAUAUAGUGAUGUCCAUAAAUUAUUUUAUUUUUGUAUAAACAA
This is a messenger RNA of Stegodyphus dumicola, 5491 nucleotides long. RefSeq names its product phosphatidylinositol phosphatase PTPRQ-like. Lineage: Eukaryota; Metazoa; Arthropoda; Arachnida; Araneae; Eresidae. Gene Ontology annotation, biological process: protein dephosphorylation. Gene Ontology annotation, molecular function: protein binding; protein tyrosine phosphatase activity. The record is from RefSeq and is a predicted model, not a curated record.